UAUAUAAUUUAUUUAAUUAUUUAUUUUCUUUUUUAGAAAUUAUAAUAAUAAAUAAAGCUUAUUCACACAAUUUAUGAAGUGCCUGGAUAAUUGAGUUGACUGUGUGAUGCACUGGACGACAUGGUGUUAUGUGAUUAUACUUAUGGAAAUAGAAUAGAAUACAACGGGACAUAAUACCUUCAUCAUCAGUGCACUAUUACUCGUUUCCCAUCUUCCUGUAAAACGUGCUGGGAAGAGUCCUUCUCUUGCGGGCUCGCGCAUCCUCAGCUAGAGUGGUCCUGAUGCUGGGACACGUGCGCGCGCAUUACAUCACUUCUCUCCCGCUUGAUUGGCUGGAGGUCAACUCGUCCGCCUACCGUGCAGCAUCCACAGCAGCGUUUCAAACCAGCCUCAUCACCGUCACCAUCCUCACGUUUGAUUUCAUAAUAACAACAAUAAUAAAAAGUAUAAUAAUAAUAAACCGUUCGUGGGUGCGCGCGCUCUAAUCCUCUCGCACUCGUGGCUCGUUUCGAGGAUGGCCGAGAGCGAGGCAGACACGCCGAGCACGCCGAUCGAGUUUGAGAGCAAAUACUUCGAGUUUGAUGGAGUGCGGCUGCCGCCCUUCUGCAGAGGGAAGAUGGAGGAGAUCGCCAACUUCUCCCUCAGAAGUAGCGACAUAUGGAUAGUCACCUACCCAAAGUCAGGCACCAGUCUACUUCAGGAGGUUGUGUAUCUAGUGAGUCAGGGAGCAGAUCCAGAUGAGAUCGGCCUUAUGAACAUCGAUGAACAGCUGCCUGUCUUAGAAUACCCUCAACCAGGCCUGGAAAUCAUACAGGAGCUGACUUCUCCUCGUCUGAUCAAAAGCCAUCUUCCUUACCGAUUCCUCCCCACAGCCAUGCACAACGGAGAGGCCAAGGUGAUCUACAUGGCUCGUAACCCCAAGGACCUGGUGGUGUCCUACUACCAGUUCCACCGCUCUCUCAGGACCAUGAGCUACCGCGGAACCUUCCAGGAGUUCUGCCGGCGUUUCAUGCAUGACAAGCUGGGAUAUGGUUCCUGGUUUGAACAUGUUCAGGAAUUUUGGGAACAUCGUAUGGACUCUAAUGUCCUCUUCUUGAAAUAUGAAGACAUGUAUAAGGAUCUGGGGACGUUGGUGGAACAGUUAGCUCGGUUCCUGGGUGUUUCCUGUGACAAGGCCCAGCUGGAGGGCAUGGUGGAGAGCUGCAACCAGCUUGUCGAGCAGUGCUGCAACUCAGAGGCCCUGUCCAUCUGCAGGGGUCGUGCGGGUCUGUGGAAGGACGUCUUUACAGUGUCUAUGAAUGAAAAGUUUGACACGGUGUACAGACAGAAGAUGGGCAAGUCUGACCUGACCUUUGACUUCUGCCUGUGAGGAGCAGCUGGGCCUCCUCUCUGCCCCCACUGAUCCACGCCAGUACAGUCAACAAAACCCACGCUCCUCCGUCUCCAUCCAGUCAGUCUCAAGCUCAGUGGUACAGUCUGACAGUGGGAUUACACUACAAGACUUUUCCCAGAAUGCAAUCUGUCUCAGUCAACAAGUCAUCACAAAUCGCACCCUCGUGGACAGAUCAAAUUUCUCAAUCAAUAGUUAAACCAAACCUCCCUCAACCCCUACCUCCACAGUAUGUUCCCACUGCUGUCUAUGUAUAUGUGUAUAUAGCGACCAGGGUUAGACCGAUAUAGGUUUAUUAAGUACCAAUAGCAAUACUUUCCAAUGGAAGUAUUGGUCAACACUUAGAAUCAAAAACUCCUACAAUAUGGCCAGAUUUAUAACAAGGAUUCAAGCUACAUGCCUAUAUUUUUGACUGAAAUACAAAGAAAAUAUGUCUGGACAGAGCAGAUGGAACAGACGGCCAGUUCAGCCAUUCACUGUUUUUUGAUGUGAUGUUGUCCCACUUAAGGAUGCAGUCUCUGUAUUCUUUGGCUGAUACAUAAAGACCUGUGUAUGCUUAAAAUGGAUUUUGUCUGGUCACAUCUACAGGCACAAGCAUUAGUAACAUUAAAAGGCAGGGCCUAAAGCCUGAUGCCAUAGGGUCAAGAUGUGAAAGUUGUGAGGUAAUUGUGCUGCAGUUACAUGCUGGAGGGCUAUUUAUUGUUGACCAGCCAGAAAUAUCUUUGUGUAGCCUCACUGGCUGUAUCCCAAUGUCAAGGGUCCUUCCUUGGUAGGAUCCUUCCUUCAGAGUCGGGUCCUCCAGAGACGAGGCCAGAGUCCUUCUAUGACUGGUGUAACGCACAAAUAGAACAGCCUUCAGAGUGCAGGUGUGCGUCAUUGUGUAAUUUGACGUUCUGCCUAAAUUCAGCGCUGCAAUCUCAAAACCAGUUCAUGACAUGGUUGUGGCUUUGCCAUCAGCACUUUUCCACAUAUUUGUGAAAAGAAGAAGAACUAUAUUUGGUAACUUCAGUGGAUAUCAAAAUGGGGUCCCCAUGUCUCUCUGUGAGGUUGUAGAACCACAUGGAUUGGAUUUCUUCCAGCUCACAGACAGUGACACCAUGAAAUCUGACCAAUCAGUAUGAUAAUAAUAUAAUAAUAUUAACUUUAUUGACCUUGACCUCCAACGUAAAAAUGAAAAAUGUAGAAAAAAAAUCUGCAAGAAACAGUCGUACAAUUAUUCUUCAGUGACUUGUACGAGGAGAACUUAUUUCGAGAAAAAAAUACAAAUUUACUAGAUUAAAGUGGCAAAUCUGCGCAAAAAAAGUUGCAGAUUUAAGAGUUUUAAAGUGGCAAAUCUGCACAAAAAAAGUCACAGAUUUAUGAGAAAAAGAAUGGAUUAAAAACAACUUUUUUCGUGCAGAUUCACCACUCUCUCAAAAUAUUACCCCCCUCCCCCGGGUCCGUAUGUUUUUUUUACACAUUCCUCAGUCCACAUUCUGGUAGUAUGUAAUAUCCUCCAAUAUUCUCUAGGGUUGAAAUUUGGAAUUUGCCAGUAUUUCAAUGAGUGCCCUAUUAAUAGUUAAGGUUGAAUCUCCACGAUUUAGCAAGUAAAAGCCACAAAGUGGCCUGAAAAGCCUGAAUAUUUCACUGAUACUGGCUGAAUUUUCCCGCUACUUAGUUUCAUAAAAGCAGCGGAGCAUAACUCACCAUGGAGAUGUGUUCUGUGAUGUUUUAAAUUUUAUUUUACAGUACAGGACAAUAACAGUUAUUUAUAAAUAACAAUAACAGAUAAUAGCAGGCUGUUGGUCUUUUAACACAAUAAACAAAUGUAUAACUUUCUGAAUGGCAUAGCUACGUGUACUUUACACAGAGUACAUCAUCUGACACAUAUAUAUGAAUUAACAAUAACUUUAGCGACUGAGGCGGCAUUAAUUAACUUAACUGGCAAUGUAUCAUGAUGACGUUUAUCAUCUUUUAGCUAAAUAUUCUGUCAUUUGUUUAUGCAUAUGUUUUGCUUGAAUUUGAACACAAGUUUUGUAAAUUAUGUGAUAAGAUUCAGUGUCAACUGAAAAUACUUACAUUAUAUAUAAGUAUAAGUAUAUUUAAAUUCAUAUUGCGUCGGUUGCGUCGCUGUUUCUUCGCUCGUCAUUUUUAAAUCUCCUGGUAGACCGGUGUGCACGAUGCUUUAUGGGUACUGGGGCGCACAAAGUGUACACACAUGCAAACUUGGAAUUUGGGCAAAAUAAGGACUCUGUCCUCUGGAGGAUCCUGGACAUUGGGACAGUCCUUUAGUGGAUGUUAAUAACAUAGUAUCCUUCAGAUUCAGCCGUUUGAGGAUCCUUCCUUGACUUUGGGAUACAACCAAUGUCUUCCGUUGGCUGUUAGCAAGCUAAUAUUAGCUAUAUUUAGCAAGCUAAUGUUAGCUAUGUGUUAGCAAGCUAAUGUUAGCUAUAUGUUAGCAAGCUAAUGUUAGCUAUAUGUUGGCAAGCUAAUCUUAGACAGUCCUUCAGCAGAUGUUGAUGAUGUAGAA
Molecule: messenger RNA, 3899 nt
Organism: Centropristis striata (black sea bass)
Lineage: Eukaryota; Metazoa; Chordata; Actinopteri; Perciformes; Serranidae
Gene: sult4a1
Product: sulfotransferase family 4A, member 1
Exons: 7
Coding region: 515-1369 (284 amino acids)
Biological process (GO): sulfation
Cellular component (GO): cytoplasm
Molecular function (GO): sulfotransferase activity
Source: RefSeq, a predicted model, not a curated record